AUGGGAUAUAUUGCUGUUUGCACAGACCCAAACGAGAUAAAAAGAUUGGGUAGGCGUGACAUAGUUGUUGCGUGGAAAGGCGCGGAAACACCCCAUGAAUGGAUGCAAAAUCUCAAAAACAUAUUAGUUCCUGCGGCUUUAUUAGCUAGUACAAAAUCCAACAUCGAAGCUACUUUCAAACCUGAUGUUCGGAUAGAGAAGGGGUUUUUAACAUGUUAUACAUCAAUAUACGAAGGCUCCGGAAGAUCUAGGCUCAACGCAAGAGAGAUUGUUGUGGCUGAAAUAAAAAGGUUAUUGAAUAAUUUCAAAGAUGAAGAUUUGAGUAUAACGUUCACUAGACACAGCUUGGGAUCUGCGCUGGCAACCAUAAGUUUAUAUGACAUAAAACAGAUGGUGAUGAAUAAAAAUUACAUUAGGUCAAUACCUGUCACGGUCUUUGCCUUUGCCUCUCCACGUGUGGGAAAUUUAUCAUUUGCUCAACACGUUGAGGAGAUUGGAGUCAAAGUGUUGCGGCUGGUAAACAAAAAGGAUUUGAUUCCUAAAGUUCCUGGAGUUUUCGUGAAUGAGAAAAUGGGUUGGCUUGCCAGGAUUAUGUAUUGGUUUCCAUGGACAUACGUUCAUGUGGAAAUCGAGAUUACAUUGGAUAGCAGCAACUCAGAAGUGCUGAAGGAAACUUAUAAUCGUUCUAGCUUUCACAAUUUAGAGGUAUAUCUCCACUUAGUGGAUGGGCUUCCACAGAAUAACAAUCUGCCUUUUAGAUUUCCACGAAGAGAUCCAGCUCUGGUGAACAAGAAUUCCGACAUACUGAUUACAGAGCUUCAAAUUCCUUCUUAUUGGUGGACACGGCGAAAUAAAGAAAUGGUGAAACGCAUAGAUGGAAAGCUGUUAUACUCUCUGAGAUCUCCCGCUGCUGUUUCCAUUCCUGAAUCCUCUUCCCUACUCAUCUCUAAUCUAGUCAUUCUAUUAGAGGUGGUUCGUGGUCUUUUCGGAGUUAUGAGUCACUUCCAAAUUGGAUGUAGAAUCUAG
Cryptomeria japonica (Japanese cedar) is the source of this 1026-nucleotide messenger RNA. RefSeq names its product phospholipase A1-Igamma2, chloroplastic-like. The transcript has a single exon. Lineage: Eukaryota; Viridiplantae; Streptophyta; Pinopsida; Cupressales; Cupressaceae. Bases 1 to 1026 code for a protein of 341 amino acids. Gene Ontology annotation, molecular function: glycerophospholipase activity. Gene Ontology annotation, biological process: lipid metabolic process. The record is from RefSeq and is a predicted model, not a curated record.